AUGGCCUCCACGCGCGAGGAGCGGCAACAAAUGCGCCAGCGCGGAGCUGCGACGCGCAAAACCAAGGAGAUCAACUUUGGAUUUUCAUUUGGAGGACCAAGCCUUGGAUUUCCAGAACCUACACAGCCUGCUAUCAUACCUGAGACCACAAUACACCCGCAAACCGAACCUGCCUCCAUAGCUUCAACUCUGCCGCCCCAGGAAGCUUCGUCGCAACCCCAGUCGCAGACAGAUAAUAUCCAGCGCACACCAGGUAGUGCGCGUAACAGUCGCCCGCCUCGUAUUUCUGCGUAUGACAUACCACCUGACGGAGCCCCCGAGCAAAUUCGCAGUAACAAGCGACGAAAGAUUACGAACUCUUCAAAAAUACAACCUGGGCAUGCGAAGGCCCCGACGGAGGCAUCUCAGCAGGAAACCGCGGACAAUGUGCCUGUCCUACCAUCUCCUCCCGCUCCAGAGAUUCAAGAGCCAGAGAGAGCCGAAGAGGCUGGAACCUCGACUGUCAAUGGCAAAGAGAUAGAGGCUUCCACCCCCGAUCUAGCACUCAAUCGGUCCCGCCCAUCAAAGUCCAAAUCCCCGCAGAUCGAAGCAGAAGUUCAACCCAAUGAGCCAUCGUCGAGGAAAUCGCGGCAAAUAAAAUCGCCAAUCCAAACCGACCAAGAAACCGCAGACAACCAGCCAGAGCAAGUUCCGCGGAAAUCUAUAUCGCCUCGGACGAAGAGGGGGAAACAACCCAAGUCAAAUGUGCAAGAAACGCCCAGUGAUUCUGCAGAGGCUCCCGAGACUAGCCACACUCCUACGGCAAAUUCUACAGCCGGCCUCGACGCGUCUGAUGUUGCCGCAAAUGGCAAGCAAACACGCAUAAAGGCGACAGGGAAGAAGACCGCGAAAGAAGCGGCAGCUCAGAUCAACGGCAAUCGCUCGAAAUCACCAAGCACAGAGGGGACAGCACCGGAUACUGCGUCUGAGAAUCAGGAUCAGCAAGCCCAGCCCAGCAAUAUCGCCAAAGGCAAGCGCCCCCGUAGAAACUUUUCACCUGCGAAGGAUUCGAAUAACACCGAGACGGAACCACAACCUCAGAGUCCAGUGGCUUCUGCGUCCACUGCCGGUGAACCAUCUACAACAGGUGCACGCCAAACGCGGAAGCCAGCAAAGAGGAAGAAGACCCAAUCUGAACCUGAGACCAAUCCGGAGGUUGAUGAAGAACCAGAGGCGGAAUCUGCAAAGUCGAAGUCCCGCAAGACUAGAUCAGGAGGGAAAUCUAAACGUGCUCAUGAGCAACAGGCAGAGCCAGAGGCACAAGACGAAGAGGCAUCCCAGGAGCCAGAGCAGGCAAUGGAACCAGAACCACCAAAGCAGCGUCGUCGUCAGGGAAAGAAUGCCAAUCAAAGAACAAGAACAGAAGCGUCUCCGACAGAAGAGCCAUCGGAGGCAGAGGCAGAGGCAGAGGCAGAAGAAUCACGUCCGACACAGCGAAAGUCAAGAGAACCUCGUGGAGAGACUGUACCUGUUACAAUCCAUCGACUUGUUAAUACCUCUGCCCUGGGCACCUUUGAUAUUUCUGCCAAUGACCCUGGAGAGGAAGGAGACAGGCCUACCGAUGAAUCCUCGACCCAACAGAAGACCAAACUUCCAAACCGCGGAGGUGUCAAUCCCGCCGAUGUCUUGAGUCAGAUCUGUCGUGAGACCUUAGAAAAGACGCUGACGACGCUGAAGACUGGAAUUGAGAAUGAAACAAACGCUGCGCGGCGUGCUGAAUGGUCACGCAAGCGCAAAGCCGUUGAGAAUUUUGGCAUGGAGCUAGACGGCCGCCUGUUAGACUUGAGUGAAAUGCUGGACAGCAAUUUUGUGCUUGGUGUGCAACUCAAGAAGGCGAAGCGCGACAUGAUGGAAUUGCGGAGCCACCUCCAUCAGGUGCGGCGGGAGCGAGAAAGUAUAGCUCUACAGAUGGAUCAGGUGCGGAGCAGGCACAUGCAGAAGGAGAAUGAGAAGACGACACGUUCUACUAUCAACAAUUCCAUUCACAGCCUCGAGCUUGCACUCGACCGCAACCAAUAUCGCGGGUCACCAUCGACCGAGCCAUCUUCAACUGAGCUCGAGUUCUUACUUCGGAGUGUGGCUGAGGAAGUGAGCUGCCGCGCCCCUGGAUCACAAGGUGGUCUCCUCCAUCAGAUCCGGUCUUUCAAUGCGCAAUUAGAAUCGACGGCACGACAGCUGGAGAGAUCGUGA
Molecule: messenger RNA, 2229 nt
Organism: Penicillium manginii
Lineage: Eukaryota; Fungi; Ascomycota; Eurotiomycetes; Eurotiales; Aspergillaceae
Exons: 5
Coding region: 1-2229 (742 amino acids)
Source: RefSeq, a predicted model, not a curated record